Messenger RNA from Chrysochloris asiatica (Cape golden mole), 1071 nucleotides. RefSeq names its product MTERF domain containing 2 (gene MTERF4). The record is from RefSeq and is a predicted model, not a curated record. The coding region runs from base 1 to 1071 and encodes 356 amino acids. Lineage: Eukaryota; Metazoa; Chordata; Mammalia; Afrosoricida; Chrysochloridae. The transcript has 4 exons. Gene Ontology annotation, cellular component: mitochondrion. Gene Ontology annotation, molecular function: double-stranded DNA binding. Gene Ontology annotation, biological process: mitochondrial ribosome assembly; regulation of DNA-templated transcription.
AUGUCGGGACUCGAGGCCGGCUUCACGCCGUGUGUGUUGGGCCAGCACCGCCCCAUGCCCCUCACCUGGGCCAGGAUCGCGAGGCCGCCUUUUGGUCUUGGGGAGCAGAGAAGGACCCCGGUGUUGCGCCAGCUGACGACAGCCUCCAGUGGCUGGAGCCUGGGGGAGUCACCCUGCCUCAAAUCCAGAGAGCACACACAGGAGCCAGAGCACAGGCCGAGGCUCAGUGCGCGCCUCCUUGAGAAGCCGAGGUCGCCUGUGGGUGGAGGGGCCGUGGGGCUGGAGAUGGUCACCACUUCCCUUCUGGACAUGGGCUUCAGUGAUGCCCAUGUUGGCGAACUGCUCAGCAUACAGCCAGCCCCCAGCCCCCAGCAGCUGCUAACCUUGACUGCAGAAUUAAUACUCCUGGGCGUGAAUCCAGGGCCUGUGUGCGUGAUUUUGAAGAAAAGCCCGCAGUUACUGAAACUGCCUGCAAAGCAGGUGAAGAAGCGCUCCAGUUACCUGCGGAAGCUGGGCCUUUGCGAAGGGAAACUGAAGCGGCUGCUUUAUUGUUGCCCUGAAAUUUUCACCCUGAAUCAGCGGGAGCUCGAUGUCAUCAUCAGGGUGCUCGGGGAGAAGUGCCUUUUCACGGUGCAGCAAGUGACGGAGGUUCUGUCCAGGUGCCCCUACAUCCUUCUGGGGGACCCUGAUGAAUUGGAGUACAAAUUUCAGUAUGCCUAUUUCAGGAUGGGGAUUAAGCACUCGGAUGUGGUGAGGACUGACUUUCUGCAGUACUCGCUCACCAAGAUCAAACAGAGGCACAUGUACCUGGAGCGCCUCGGGCGGUAUCAGACCCCCGACAAGAAGGGCCAGACGCAGCUCCCUAACCCUUUCCUCAAGGACAUCUUCAGAGUCUCGGAAGCCGAGUUUUUGGCUAAGACGGCCCGGUCUUCUGUGGAGGAGUUCGAGGUUUUUAAGAAGCUCUUGGCUCGGGAGGAGGAAGAAGCACCUCACAGUGGCAGGUCGGAGGCGGACAGAAGCGCCAGCUCUGACAACGACGCAGAGGAGGAGCUUACUGAUGAAGGGGACUGA